CUUCUGUGUUCCUCCAAUCAGGAGCUCUUCCUGUCAGGACCGGAUGUUCAUUCUGAAGACAGAUCUGAUUCUUUACCGAUAAUAUGUUUAAUGUAAAUAUUUGCGCCAUGACGACAGAUUCCGACGCGACAGAAAGAGGAAGUAAAUCUAAACUAAAGGUUUAAUGUCAUGGGUGCCGUGUUGACGCGGAGCUGUGGAGUCCCUCAGAUCGCCGCUUCACACUGACGGCAAACCGCGCGAUGAGCCCGCAGAAGAAGAGGAAGAAGAGGAAGGAUCUGAACGCCCUCAUCGGCCUGAGCGACAGCAGCCGGAGGAAGAGCAAGCAGAGCAGCGGACACCGCCUGCUGCGGACCGAGCCGCCCGAGUCCGAGGAGUCCGAGCCCGAGUCCGAGUCCGAGUCCGGCUCCGAGGAGCAGCAGUUCGGCGGCCGGAGCGGCCUGCUCGGGAAGACCUCGCUGCGGUGCUGCUCGCUCUGUUACCCGCUGUGUGUGUUCGUGGUUCUGGCGGCGUGUGUCAUGGCCUGCGCUGGACUCAUCUGGAUGCAGAUCGCCCUCAAAGAGGACCUGGACUCCAUGAAGGAGAAGAUCCACACUAUGGAGAGCAGUCAGAAGCUCUCAUCUCACGAGAUCCUGAAGCUCAGUGAGGACCUGAAGGCCAAACAGAUGAAACUGGACGAGCUGGAGAGCGGAGACAAAGGCCUGGCCAAACUCUGGUCCAAUCUGAGCGAGAUCAAUCAGAAGCUCAGUGCUCUGGAUUCUGCUGUCAAUCAUCUGAAGGCCAACAUCAAAUCUGCUUCUGAUCUGAUCACGCUGCCGCGGACGGUGGAGGAGCUGCAGAAGAGCGUGGCCAGCAUCGGCAGCACCGUCACCAGCGUCCAGCACGACGUCACCAUGAUUCAGUCUGUCGUGGAAGAGAGAAGGAAAGGAGAAGAUCAGCUGAAGGCCAAUGGAGAGAAGCCGGUGAACAUCAGCAGCAGCUGUGUGCCGCUGAAGCAGGACCUGCAGUAUCUUCAGGAUGAUGUGAAGGAGUUGAACAGCUCUCUGCUGCUCCAUCAGUCGUGGUCGAGCGAGCAGAUCCAGAGCGUGCGAUUCGUGCUGUCUAACCUGAGCAGAUGGGUGUCAGCGCUGGAGCAGAGCUCCUCAGGAGACCCGCCGCAGCUGCCGCCGGCCGUCCGUCCGCUCCAGACUCUUCAGACCGCUGCAGACGCCGCAGACGCUGGUUCCUCACGCUCCCGCCGCCCCAGGUUUCUGUCCCGCAGACGCUAUAAACGAGCACAGAUGUCCUCCCGCAGCACCGUGGCGUUUCCCGGGGUCGAGUCUGAGAGAGAUGUGGAGCAGCGGCUGCGGGGCCGUUCGUCUCUGGCCCCUGAGGAGCUGAAGGAGGUGUUGGGCUCGGAGCGAGACUCGCUGGAGGAGCUGCAGGCUGCUGAGGUCAGUCCUGAUGACGAGCGUCAGUGAGGAGGGACAGCGGUCAGAUUCACUGAUUCACCGACGCUGGCGGUUUACACACUGACUGACCUCAGAGUCGCUCCUCACGCACUGGACGUGUUUGUUCUGCUCAGCGGAGUUUGAUCAAGUAGCUUAAAACCCUUAACGAGACCCGUAACCCGCCGGAUUAUCAGAUAAUUACAAGAUUCAGACGCCUUCAUCUCACACACCUGUCAGGAACAGGCCAUAAAUCAGCACAAAAUCAAAGGACGUAUAUCUUACCAAAAGAAAAUUAAGAUGUUGUGAAUUUCUGACGUUGUUUUAAUGCAGUUUUAGCCUGAAUCUCAUUCCUGUAAUGACAAAAAUAAAUCAUGCUCGUUUUUCUUGUACUGCUGAUUUAAUCAAUCUGUUUUGCAGAAUAAUACAGUAAACUGGUAUAUUACUGUCAUGAGAUUCACCUGUAAAAAUAGUUAUAAACUCAUCAGAAGCAAAAAUCUGGAUGCAUUAAAUUCAUGAGAAAAUGCU
Sinocyclocheilus rhinocerous is the source of this 1952-nucleotide messenger RNA. RefSeq names its product EF-hand calcium binding domain 14 (gene efcab14). The coding region runs from base 240 to 1457 and encodes 405 amino acids. NCBI's taxonomy places the organism in Eukaryota, Metazoa, Chordata, Actinopteri, Cypriniformes, Cyprinidae. The transcript is spliced from 10 exons. The record is from RefSeq and is a predicted model, not a curated record.